Fusarium vanettenii 77-13-4 is the source of this 2046-nucleotide messenger RNA. RefSeq lists its product as uncharacterized. Gene Ontology annotation, cellular component: nucleus. The record is from RefSeq and is a predicted model, not a curated record. The annotation marks the transcript as partial. NCBI's taxonomy places the organism in Eukaryota, Fungi, Ascomycota, Sordariomycetes, Hypocreales, Nectriaceae. The transcript has a single exon. Gene Ontology annotation, biological process: rRNA processing. Gene Ontology annotation, molecular function: RNA binding.
AAGAAGAGCGGCUCGUCCGCCAGCCGGAUCGCCGAUGCGCGAUUCGCCGAUUUCGAGACCGAUCCCCGAUUUCGGCUGCCAUCGAAGAGGCAGACCAAGACGACAAUCGACAAGCGAUUCGCGCACAUGCUCACGGACAACGAGUUUACUGCCACUGCCAAAGUUGAUCGAUACGGCCGAAAAGUAAAGUCGGAUUCCAAGAAGAAGGCUCUUCAGAGGCUAUACCGCCAGGAAGAUGAGGAUGAGGACGAGGAGGAGAAGGAGGAGGAUAUUGAGGUUGACGAUGACGAGGUGGUUCAGAGGGAGCUGCGUAAGGCGCAUGAGAAAUACGACCCUGCGCGUGGCGGUGGCUUCUCUUCUUCCGAAUCGGACUCUGACUCUGACGAUGAGUCUGAUUCUGAUGAGGAGGAGGGUGGCGCGCAAGUUGACGCUGAGGGAGACAUGCAGCGCUUCCAGGAUGAGCAGAAUGAGGUUGAGGCUGGAGAAGUGACGAACCGAAUCGCCAUUGUCAACCUUGAUUGGGAUCAUGUCAAGUCUACCGAUCUGAUGGCUCUUUUCAACAGUUUCCUCCCCGAGAAUGGAGGCAGCAUUGAGAAGAUUUCAGUCUACCCCAGCGAGUUUGGCAAGGAGCGCAUGCAGCAGGAGGAAGUUGAGGGACCCCCGAAGGCAUUGUUCAAGGACUCCAAGGGCGACAACUCGGAUGAGGAUUCUGACGAGGACAGCGACGAGGACAGUGAAGAUGGAGAUGAGAAGAUCAAGAACGCCCUGCUACAGGAGGGCGAUGACCAAGACUUUGACAGCGAUGCGCUCCGAUCCUACCAGCUCGACCGUCUACGCUAUUAUUACGCCGUCAUGGUCUGCUCAAGCCCAUCGGUUGCGCAGAAGCUGUAUGAGGCUGUUGAUGGACGAGAGUACCAGUCUUCCUCCAAUUUCCUCGAUCUUCGAUUUGUCCCCGACGACGUCACUUUCGAUGACGAGCCCCGAGAUGAAUGCGACAAGGUGCCCGACUCUUAUACCCCCAUCGAGUUUGUCACCAAUGCUCUGCAGAGCUCCAAGGUGAAGCUCACUUGGGACAUGCACCCAGAGGAGGUGUCGCGCAAGGAGUCUAUCAACCGUGCUUUCACUGGUAAGCGCGGCGAGAUUGAGGAGAACGACCUCAAGGCCUAUCUUGCUAGCGACAGUGAAGACGAGGAUGAUGUGGAGGAGGAGGUUGCUGAGGAAGAGGGAGCGGCAGAGGAUGAACCCAAGCUUUCCAAGAAGGAGUUGGCGCGUCGAAAGAUGCGAGCAGCCCUGGGCUUGUCUGAGGAGCCCACCAAGUCUUCCAAGAAUGCACCUGUAGGUGACAUGGAAAUCACCUUUACGCCCGCCCUCACAGAAUCCGCCCCCAAGAAGGAGGCUGCGGAGGAGACAACAAUCGAAAAGUACAAGCGAAGGGAAAAGGAGCGAAAGGAGAAGAAGCGCGAAAAGGCUCGAGCCAAGCGAGAAGGCCGUGACCCUGAGGAAUCGGACGAGGAAGUUGUAGAUGCGCCAGCCGCUGAGACAGAGGACCUUGGUUUCGACGAUCCUUUCUUCACUACUGCCGAUGAACCUGCGGCAGUAUCAAAGACUUCCAUUCGUAAGGAAGAGCGUCUCAAGAAGCGUCAAGCCCGCGAGGCUGUAGAAGCCGAGUCCAAGGCGCAAAAGUCACAGCUAGAAAAGGUCAUGGCCGAGGACGCAGACGACAACCAAGUCGCGCACCUGGACCACUUUGACAUGAACGAGAUCAUCAAGGCCGAGAAGAACAAGAAGAAGAAGGGCAAGGCCAAGAAGCGAGCCGAAGCCAAGGAGUCUCGCGGCGGUCUGCAGGAGGAUUUCAAGAUGGAUGUUGCAGAUGACCGUUUCAAGGCUGUGUUUGAGAGCCACGAGUACGCUAUCGAUCCAUCGAACCCCAAGUUCAAGGCUACAGAGGGUAUGCAGCAGUUGCUUGAGGAGAGCAGGAAGAAGAGGAGGGGUGCGGAUGAUGGUGAGGAACCGAGGAGCAAGAAGGUGAAGAAGGGACGGAGGUGA